Rotaria sp. Silwood2 is the source of this 927-nucleotide messenger RNA. The record is from the annotation of a GenBank genome assembly. NCBI's taxonomy places the organism in Eukaryota, Metazoa, Rotifera, Eurotatoria, Philodinida, Philodinidae.
AUGACUGAUCUUACAAGUUCAACACCAUCAACAUCACUUAACACAUCUCAAACAGCAACAACAACAACAGGUUCAAAUGCUAACAAAAAAAGCAAAGUAAAUCCAUUAAAUAAAAACAAAAAAGUAAAAAGUUCAACAACAACUCAUCCAAAAUAUUCUAUUAUGAUAAAACAAGCGAUAACACAAUUAAAUGAUCGAAAUGGUACAUCAAAAGCUGCUUUAUUAAAAUAUAUAUUAGCUAAUUAUAAAGUUAAUUCAAUAACAGCAAAUCAACAUCUUAAAUCAGCAUUACGUGCUGGAAUUAAAAAUAAAACAUUAAAACAAACAAAAGGUAUUGGAGCUAGUGGAAGUUUUAAAUUAGGUUUAACAUUAUCAAAUAAUAAAAAAACAACAAUUCAUAAAAUAAAUAAAUCAAAAAAUCAAUCAAAAACAACAACUCAAAAGAAAAAAUCAACUAAAACAAGUAAAUCACGUUCAUCAUCGAAACCUAAAUUAUCAAGUGAAACUAAUAAACGAAAGCGUUCAACAUCUCCAACUAAAAAAGUUUCAACCAAGAAAAUUCAUACGACUAAUAACAAUAAUCCAACAACAAAUACAAAUACAAAUACAUCAUCAACAACUGUUUCAACACAUACUAAUCAAACAAAUAAAAAACCAACAACAAAUAAUAAAAUAGUUAAAACAGAUAAACCUAAAUCAAAAGCAUUAAUAAAAACAAAAUCUAUAGAUAAACCUAAAAGUCAAAAUAAUAAAUCAACACCAUCAAAGAAAAAAGUUCAUAGUCGAUCAUCAAAAGCUAAAACAAAAUUAUCAAAAUCUAAAUUAUCAACUGCAAAUACAAGUUCAUCAGGAAAAAAAGUUCGUAAAAGUGCAAUAACAAAAAAAAGUCAAAGUCAAAGUCAAAAAAAAUCAUCAACCAAAAAAUGA